This is a messenger RNA of Tuber melanosporum (Perigord truffle), 349 nucleotides long. RefSeq lists its product as uncharacterized. The record is from RefSeq and is a predicted model, not a curated record. The coding region runs from base 146 to 349 and encodes 67 amino acids. The transcript is spliced from 2 exons. Lineage: Eukaryota; Fungi; Ascomycota; Pezizomycetes; Pezizales; Tuberaceae.
ACUCCUUCUCGCCCCCUUCCUGAUAAGAACUCUCCCGUCUCAGCACAUUCAGCCUCCUCCCCCCCUUCCUCUUUCCUCCAAUUCCUUCAAUUCUUCCAAGAAACCUAUUUGUCAACCAAAGAGAAGCAGAAGAACAAAAAACAAAAUGAUCUCUCUCCGCCGGGCAUUUGCCCUCGUCGUUCUUGUUGCUGCUACUUCCUUAAUCCUGUUCUCCCAGCCUACCGAUGCGGCAAGGAGUCCAUUGAUCACACACAAGGUGUUUUUUGAGAUAAAGCAUGGCGAUCAGGAUCUGGGGCGCAUUGUAUUUGGACUUUAUGGGAAGACGGUGCCUAAGGCUCCUAAUGGUUAA